Molecule: messenger RNA, 948 nt
Organism: Molossus molossus (Pallas's mastiff bat)
Lineage: Eukaryota; Metazoa; Chordata; Mammalia; Chiroptera; Molossidae
Gene: LRRC52
Product: leucine rich repeat containing 52
Exons: 2
Coding region: 1-948 (315 amino acids)
Cellular component (GO): voltage-gated potassium channel complex
Molecular function (GO): transmembrane transporter binding; voltage-gated potassium channel activity; potassium channel activator activity
Source: RefSeq, a predicted model, not a curated record
AUGUCCCCUGCUUCAGGCCCCGGGCCCCGCUGGUUACUCUUCUCCUUUGGACUGGGACUGGUGUCGGGGUCCAAGUGUCCAAAGAAUUGUCAGUGUCAAGCCCAGGAGGUGGUGUGCACGGGGUCACAGUUAACGGAGUUCCCCCUGGACAUGCCCCUGAGCACCCGCAGGCUGUACCUGAACAAUAACAACAUCACCUUCGUGCCAGCGUUGACCCUGGGGCUCCUCAGUGACCUCGUCUACUUGGACUUUCGGAACAACCAGAUCCGCGAGGUGAUGGACUACACCUUCAUCGGGGUCUUCAGACUCAUCUACCUGGACCUCAGCACCAACAACCUGACCUCCAUCUCCCCGUUCAGCUUCUCCCCGCUCAGCAACCUGGUGCAGCUGAACAUCUCCAACAACCCCCACCUGCUGUCUCUGAACAAGUACACCUUUGCCAACACCAGCUCUCUGAGGCACCUGGACCUCAGGAACACGGGCUUGCAGACCCUGGACCCCAGCGCCUUCCAAAACCUCCUGACACUCCAGACCCUGUACCUGAGUGGGAACCCCUGGAAAUGCAACUGCUCCUUCCUGGACUUCACCAUCUACUUAAUAGUGUCCCACCUGAGCCACCCAGAUGCGCCAAACGCCACGUGCAUGGAGCCCGCGGAGCUGGCCGGCUGGCCCGUGGAGCAGGUGGGGAACCCGCUGCGGUACAUGUGCGUCACGCACCUGGACAGCCAGGACUACGUCUUCCUGCUGCUCAUCGGCUUCUGCAUCUUCUCGGCGGGCACCGUGGCCGCCUGGCUCACGGGCAUGUGCGCCGUGAUCUACCAGAGCGCCCGGCGCAGGUCGAGCGAGGCGGAGGACGAGGACGAGCAAGGGCAGCGGGUGGAGGUCGGCAGGCGCAUUUUCCACAGUAAGUUGGACCCGGGCCAGGACGGCUUCCCGAAGCUGAUUUAG